This is a messenger RNA of Carassius gibelio (silver crucian carp), 2721 nucleotides long. RefSeq names its product oocyte zinc finger protein XlCOF6-like. The record is from RefSeq and is a predicted model, not a curated record. Lineage: Eukaryota; Metazoa; Chordata; Actinopteri; Cypriniformes; Cyprinidae. The coding region runs from base 227 to 2341 and encodes 704 amino acids. Gene Ontology annotation, molecular function: DNA-binding transcription factor activity, RNA polymerase II-specific; RNA polymerase II cis-regulatory region sequence-specific DNA binding. The transcript is spliced from 2 exons. Gene Ontology annotation, biological process: regulation of transcription by RNA polymerase II.
AGACCAAUAGGUGGCGGAAAGGCAGCUUUUUUCACCAAACUGUCAAAAACACGAGAAGAAGAAAAAGAAGAGCUGCGCUCCGAACCGAUGUUUCAAAACAGAAGAUUAUCACGUAUUCAAGGCAUUGAAUCAUUUACAAGUGAAGACAUUCAUUCAUACCAUCAAGAAAGAUUGAAACAUUGUAAAGACUGAGUUUAUCGAGGAUUGCAGUGAGCUCACCUAGAAGAUGAGUGAUCCAGAACACGUCACAGUGAAGCUUGAUGAUACUGAAGAACGAGACCUGAAGAAAAAGGAUAAGGAAAUUAAAGAACUGAAUGAAGGGGAAGAAAAUCAUCAUGUCAUAAGUUGCUCACAGAAGGAAAGAGAAUUUGUACGGAAAAGAAGAGCCAAAAAAAUCUUCACUUGCCCUCAGUGUGGAAAAUCAUUCCCGUACAAAAGCAGUUUGGAAGAUCACAUGAACAUCCACACAGGACAGAAGCCACACACAUGUGAUCAAUGUGAGAAAAGUUAUGCACUUAAAGGAAGCCUUAAUGAACACAUGAAAAUCCACACUGGAGACAAGCCACACGCAUGUGAUAAGUGUGGGAAGAGAUUCACACACAAAAUGACCCUUAAGAAACACAUAAAAAUCCACACUGGAGAGAAGCCACACACAUGUGAUCAGUGUGGGAAGAGUUUCACACGAAAAGAAACCCUUAAGGAUCACCUGAGAAUCCACACUGGACAGCCGCUGCACACAUGUGGUCAAUGCGGGAAGAGUUUUGUACAUACAGUCAGUCUUAAUAAACAUCUGCGUUCUCAUAUUAGAGCUCAUCAAAGAUCCUUUAACUGUGAUCAGUGUGGUAAAAAGUUUCGUUGGGCACAAUCCCUGAAGGAGCACAUGACCAUUCAUACACAGGAGAAGCCUCAUGUGUGUUCUUUGUGUGGAAAGAGUUUUUCACGACUGUAUACUUUAAAAAUACACCAGAAACGACACAGUAGUGUGAAGAGUCAUAUUUGCUCUGAUUGUGGGAAGUCCUUCUUUACAGAUGGCCAGAUGAAGCUGCACCAAAGAAUUCACACUGGAGAAAAACCUUACAAGUGUUCACAUUGUGAUAGUAGAUUCAGUCGGGUAGAGUCUCUGAAAACACACGAGAAGAUCCACACCGGAGUGAAGCUGCACAUGUGUGGUCACUGCGGUAAGAGAUUCACACUGAUAGGAAACCUUAAUGAACACAUUAAAAUCCACUCUGGACAGAAACCGCAUGCAUGCGUUCAGUGUGGAAAGAGGUUCACACACAAAGGAGCUCUUAAGAAACACAUAAAAAUCCACACUGGAGAGAGGCCGCACACAUGUGGUCAGUGUGGGAAGAGUUUCACAGUCAAAGGAGCUCUUAAGAAACACAUACAAAUCCACACUGGAGAGAAGCCACACACAUGUGAUCAGUGUGGCAAGAGUUUCACACAAAAAGAAACCCUUAAGAAACACAUAAAAAUCCACACUGGAAAGAGGCCACACACAUGUGAUCAGUGUGGGAAGAGAUUCACACUAAUAGGAACCCUUAAUGAACACAUGAAAAUCCACACUGGAGAGAAGCCACACACAUGUGAUCAGUGCGGAAAGAAAUUCACACACAAAGGUACUCUUAAGAAACACAUAGAAGUCCACACUGGAGAGAGGCCGCACACAUGUGAUCAGUGUGGGAAGAGUUUCACAGUCAAAGGAGACCUUCAGUUACACAUGAAUAGCCACACUGGAGAGAGGCCGCACACAUGUGAUCAGUGCGGGAAGAGUUUCACAGUCAAAGGAGACCUUCAGUUACACAUGAACAGCCACACUGGAGAGAAGCCGCACACUUGUGAUCAGUGUGGGAAGAGUUUCACACACACAUAUUUUCUCAAGAAACACCUGUUGAUCCACAGUGGAGAGAAGCCGCACACGUGUGAUCAGUGCGGGAAGAGUUUCACAGUCAAAGGAAACCUUAAGUCACACAUGAAUAGCCACUCUGGGGAGAAGCCGCACACUUGUGAUCAGUGUGGGAAAAGUUUUACAUUAAAAGGAAACCUUAAGAUACACAUGAAUAUCCACACGGGAGAGAAGCCACACACUUGUGAUCAGUGCGGGAAGAGUUUCACAGUAAAAGGAAACCUUAAGUCACACAUGAAUAGCCACUCUGGAGAGAAGCCUCACACUUGUGAUCAGUGUGGGAAAAGUUUUACAUUAAAAGGAAACCUUAAGAUACACAUGAAUAUCCACACGGGAGAGAAGCCACACCUGUGUUCUUUGUGUGGAAAACGUUUUACAUGGCUGCACGCCUUAAAAGUACACCAGAAGACACAUAGCAGUGUGAAAGCAGUGUGAAAAGACAUUUGCUACAGUGGACAAAGUUUUAAUGUCUCCAGAGAAUUUACUCUGGAGAAAAGCCUUUUAAGUACUGACACAAUGAUAAGCGAUCCAGUCUGUCAGGACACGUGAAACCAAAUCGGAGAUGAUCCACACUGGAGAUCAGUUGUAUCUGUAGGUAUCACUAAGUGUAGUGCCAUUAAGUAUAGUUUUGUUCAGAUGCAUUUUCAAGCUAAAAUGUGCAUCAAGACCAUGAGUUUCAAGUGUUGGGAUUGAAAUGAAUUCAAAGUUUGAGUUCCUUUAAAGGCUAUACUAUUUAAGUGUCAUGUUGCUUUACAUGUACAGAAUGUUGUCUCCAAAUUUACCAUGUGCAGAUGUAAGAUAAACAAUCAAACUAA